Messenger RNA from Opisthocomus hoazin, 2973 nucleotides. NCBI's taxonomy places the organism in Eukaryota, Metazoa, Chordata, Aves, Opisthocomiformes, Opisthocomidae. The record is from RefSeq and is a predicted model, not a curated record.
AUGAUUAGGCACUGUUCUUUCCAUAACCUUGCUGUCUCUGUUUAUGAAGGUGCUGAUGAAUUGAGGCUGUCAAAUGGAACGAGCCCCUGCUCUGGCAGAGUGGAAGUAAAACAUGAGGAGCAGUGGGGAACUGUGUGCGAUGGUGACUGGACCACAGAAGAUGCUGAGGUUGUUUGUAAGCAACUGCAAUGUGGAUCUGCUGUUCAGGCCCUUAGUCGAGCUCCAUUUGGAGAAGGAUCUGGACCAACGUGGUUAUAUCGAGUUCAGUGUCGUGGUGAUGAAUCUGCUCUCUGGAACUGCUCACAUGCAGGAUGGGGGGUUUUUACUUGCCCUCAUUACUUUGACAUUGGAGUGAUCUGCUCAGGUUUCUCUGGGCUGCGUCUGACUGGAGGGGACACAGCCUGCUCAGGACAUCUGGAAGUUAAGCAAGAAGAAACUUGGGCUACGGUCUGCUUUUCACACAUUGAUUUCAAAACUGCCUCUGUUAUAUGUAAUGAGUUAGAGUGUGGCCAGGCUGUGGAUAUCUUGAGAGGAACUCACUUCGGAGACAGACGUGAACUGAUCUGCUAUGGUGGGUACAGGCUGGCAAAUGGCAGUACCACAUGUUCAGGGAGAGUAGAGCUUCUUCAUGGAGGCACCUGGGGAACCUUGUGUGACUACCUGUGGGAUUUACCAGAUGCUGAUGCCCUCUGCCAGCAGCUGGACUGUGGAGUUGCCCUCCUGAUACCAGGUGGACGUUCCUUCGGGAAAGGAAAUGGAUCUGUCUGGAACGGAACAUUCAGCUGCCAGAAGACUGGCUCACACCUGAGAGACUGUCCUGUGAGUGUGCUACGUGAUGCUGAAUGCCCUGCCGGAAAAGACGCUCGUGUGGUAUGUUCAGGGUGCCCAGGGUGCAGGUUGGUGAAUGGCACCACAUGCUCUGGCAGAGUGGAGAUCCACCAUGGAGACACGUGGGGAAGACUCUGCCGCUCCCACUGGAAUUUGCAAGCUGCAAGUGUUCUCUGUCAUCAGCUGAACUGUGGCUACGCAAAGACAAUCCAGACAGGAGACCGUUUUGUGGAUGGGAAUGGACCUGUAUGGAGAGAUGCUUUUCACUGUCUUGCUGAAUCACUCAGACUCUCAGGUGGUGAGAGCCGCUGUGAUGGGCGAGUUGAGAUCUCACUCCAUGGCACGUGGAGCAGAGUUCUGGAUGAUGACUGGGACAUUAAGGAUGCUCAUGUGGUAUGCAGACAGCUCCGGUGUGGAACUGCCAAGAAAGCCUAUUACCUUCCAAGGUCUGAGCGAGGCAUGGGUCUUGUUGGCUUAAGAAGUGUCCAGUGCACUGGAAAUGAGACUCAGCUGAUGCUCUGUAAGACCUCCCACUCUCAGACAGUACCAACAGGAGUUGCUGAAGACGUUGGUGUGGUUUGCUCAGGUAGCAGACAGAUCAGGCUGGUGAAUGGAACAACGCACUGUGCUGGGAGAGUAGAGCUUUAUCAUGAUGGUAUCUGGGGCACCGUCUGUGAUGAUAACUGGGAUCUAUCAGAUGCUAACAUUGUUUGCAAACAGCUGGGAUGUGGACAUGCCAUCAAGGCAUUUGUCUCUGCUCAUUAUGGCGAAGGCUCAGGACAGAUCUGGCUGGAUGAUGUGAACUGCACUGGGGCUGAAUCUGAUCUCUGGGCAUGUCCGUCUAGGGCAUGGGGCCAGCACAACUGCCAACACAAAGAGGAUGCUGGAGUCCUGUGCUCAGAGUUCCUGGCUCUGAGGCUGGCAAACGGCAGUGACUGUGCUGGGCGGCUAGAAGUUUUCUACAACGGGACAUGGGGGAGCAUUUGCUCCAAUUAUAUGUCUCAACUCACUGCAAUAACUGUAUGCAAACACCUGAACUGCGGAGAUAGUGGGGAAAUCGCAAGAGACUUCAAAUAUGGCAAAGGUUCUGGGCCCACAUGGCUGGACCACAUUGAGUGUACUGAGCGCCACAGCUCUCUCUGGCAAUGUCAGUCAGACCCCUGGAAUCCUCAGUCAUGUGAUAACCGAGCAGAAGAGACCCAUAUUUCUUGCACUGACAGGGAGAAGUUACGAGUCAUAGGAGGAGAGGAUGGAUGUUCAGGCAGAGUGGAGAUUUGGCACCAAGGUUCUUGGGGAACAGUCUGUGAUGAUUCCUGGGACGUGGCAGAUGCUAACGUCGUAUGCAGACAGCUGGGCUGUGGAUCUGCUGUGUCUGCUUUGAGUGAAGCUGCCUUUGGGGAAGGGACUGGUCCCAUCUGGUUGGAGAAGGUGCACUGUAAAGGAACGGAGCUGUCUCUUUGGGACUGUCCUGCCAAGAUCUUGUUCAGCAAAAUAUGUGAUCAUAAGGAAGAUGCCGCUGUGGAUUGCUCCGGUAUGACAGAAACAACAGCAUCACCCACCAGAGCAGAUCGUCCCCGCCGCCCUGCAACAGAGACUACGAGAAUUUCAAUGCCCAUCAUCUUCUGCAUUAUCCUGGGGACCCUUCUCUGCCUGGUCCUCGCCAUUCUCGCUGGACAGAUCCAAAGCGCCAGGGCACAGCAGAGAGGCUCCAGACUAUCCUAUGACCCCUUCUCUGAGGCUGUCUAUGAAGAGAUCGACUAUAACCUGCUGAGGGAGAAGCAGGGCAUGGCUGGCCUCUCAGAUUCUUAUUCAGAGAGCUCAAAAACAAAAGCACACUUUUAUAGCGGGGACAGUGACGAAGAAAACAGUCCUGGAGCAACUCAAGAAGUCUCCCCACUGCCUGGAAAAGCCCUGGAAGAUGGUUACGAUGAUGUGACAGAAGCUCCUGGACCUAAAGAUGCUUCUCUUUCUGGGCAGAAUGAACAGGAAAUCACUGGGAUCCCUGAAGAAAAUGACGGAAACAAGGAUUCACGGACAGACUGGAGUCCUAAUGUGUCAGGAAACAGGACCUCCAAGGCUGAGAGAGAUUCAUCUCCUGCUCUUGAAGAUAAAGACUACGAUGACAUUGAGGAGCUGGGACACUGA